AUGCGUGAAAUUGUUCAUCUCCAGACCGGCCAAUGUGGCAACCAAAUCGGUGCUGCUUUUUGGCAAACAAUCUCUGGCGAGCAUGGCCUGGAUGCCUCUGGCAUCUAUAAUGGAACAUCCGAUCUUCAGUUGGAACGCAUGAAUGUGUACUUCAACGAGGCUACCAGUACCAAAUAUGUUCCACGUGCUGUCCUCGUCGAUCUCGAACCUGGUACGAUGGAUGCUGUUCGUGCUGGUCCGUUUGGUCAACUCUUCCGACCCGAUAACUUUGUCUUUGGACAGUCAGGUGCUGGAAACAAUUGGGCCAAAGGUCACUACACUGAAGGCGCUGAGCUUGUUGAUCAGGUUCUGGACGUGGUUCGGCGUGAGGCUGAGGGCUGUGACUGCCUCCAGGGCUUCCAAAUUACACACUCUCUUGGCGGUGGUACGGGUGCUGGUAUGGGCACUCUAUUGAUCUCCAAAAUCCGCGAGGAGUUCCCAGACCGCAUGAUGGCUACUUUCUCCGUUGUUCCGUCGCCAAAGGUAUCUGACACCGUUGUCGAACCUUACAAUGCUACUCUCUCCAUUCAUCAGCUUGUUGAGAACUCUGACGAGACGUUCUGUAUCGACAAUGAGGCGCUGUACGAUAUCUGCAUGCGUACCCUCAAGCUCCAAGAGCCAUCCUAUGGUGAUCUCAACUAUCUCGUCUCGGCUGUCAUGUCUGGCGUCACUACCUGCCUCCGCUUCCCUGGCCAGCUGAACUCUGAUCUGCGCAAGCUCGCAGUCAACAUGGUGCCGUUCCCGCGUCUCCAUUUCUUCAUGGUUGGCUUCGCUCCUCUCACCAGCCGUGGCUCCCACAACUUCCGUCCCGUCUCCGUUCCGGAGCUCACCCAGCAAAUGUUCGACCCGAAGAAUAUGAUGGCUGCAUCGGACUUCCGAAAUGGUCGCUACUUGACCUGCUUGGCUAUCUUCCGUGGCAAAGUCAGCAUGAAAGAGGUUGAGGACCAGAUGCGCAAUGUUCAGAACAAGAACACAAGCUACUUCGUCGAAUGGAUUCCCAACAAUGUCCAGACUGCUCUCUGUUCGAUUCCCCCUCGUGGUCUCAAGAUGUCUUCGACCUUCGUUGGAAAUUCGACUGCCAUCCAAGAGCUAUUCAAGCGCGUUGGUGAUCAGUUCACGGCCAUGUUUAGGCGCAAGGCUUUCUUGCAUUGGUAUACUGGCGAGGGAAUGGACGAGAUGGAAUUCACUGAAGCCGAGAGCAACAUGAACGACCUCGUCUCUGAGUACCAGCAAUACCAGGACGCUAGCAUCUCCGAGGGUGAGGAGGAGUAUCCCGAGGAGGAGCCGGCUGAUGCCGAUGAAUAG
This is a messenger RNA of Endocarpon pusillum Z07020, 1344 nucleotides long. Its product is annotated as Tubulin beta chain. The coding region runs from base 1 to 1344 and encodes 447 amino acids. Gene Ontology annotation, cellular component: microtubule; cytoplasm. The record is from RefSeq and is a predicted model, not a curated record. Gene Ontology annotation, biological process: microtubule cytoskeleton organization; mitotic cell cycle. Lineage: Eukaryota; Fungi; Ascomycota; Eurotiomycetes; Verrucariales; Verrucariaceae. Gene Ontology annotation, molecular function: GTP binding; GTPase activity; structural constituent of cytoskeleton. The transcript has 7 exons.